AUGAUCGUUCGUUGGUUUGUUUCUUACUUUCUUUCAAAUACUUUCUUUCAAACACUUUCUUCCUUUCUUUCUUUCUUUCUUUCUUUCUUCUGUACUGAUCGUUCGUUUGUUUGUUUCUUACUUUCUUUUAAAUACUUUCUUUCUUUCUUUCUUUCUUCUGUACUGUUCGUUCGUUGGUUUGUUUCUUACUUUCUUUUAAAUACUUUCUUUCUUUCUUUCUUUCUUUCUUCUUCUGAUCGUUCGUUUUUGUUUCUUACUUUCUUUCAAAUACUUUCUUUCUUUUAUUCUUUUUUUCUUUUUUCUUUCUUUCUUUCUUUCUUUCUUUCUUUCAAACACUUUCUUUCUUUCUUUUCUUUCUUUCUUUCUUUCUUUCUUUCUUUCUUCUGUACUGAUCGUUCGUUUGUUUGUUUCUUACUUUCUUUCAAAUACAUUCUUUCUUUCUUACUUUCUCCUGUACUUAUCAUUUCUUUCUUUCAAAUUCUUUCUUUCUUCCUUCCUUCUUUUUUUUCUUUCUUUCUUUCUUUUCUUCUGUAUGUAUAUAUAUGUUCGUUGGUUUGUUUCUUACUUUCUUUCAAAUACUUUCUUUCUUUCUUUCUUUCUUUCUUUUCUUUCUUUCUUUCUUUCUUUCUUCUGUACUGA
Messenger RNA from Acanthosepion pharaonis, 639 nucleotides. The record is from the annotation of a GenBank genome assembly. NCBI's taxonomy places the organism in Eukaryota, Metazoa, Mollusca, Cephalopoda, Sepiida, Sepiidae.